Peromyscus californicus insignis is the source of this 2810-nucleotide messenger RNA. RefSeq names its product kelch like family member 30 (gene Klhl30). Lineage: Eukaryota; Metazoa; Chordata; Mammalia; Rodentia; Cricetidae. The record is from RefSeq and is a predicted model, not a curated record. Gene Ontology annotation, molecular function: protein binding. The transcript has 7 exons. The coding region runs from base 59 to 1804 and encodes 581 amino acids.
CGGGUACUACUUCCGGGAAAGAGGGUGGACCAGAAGGGUCUCUUGUGGGCAAAGCAUCAUGGUGAGGAAUCUAGACAACCUGGACUUCCAUCUGCCUUCACAUGCCCAAGACAUGCUGGAUGGCCUGCAGCGUCUGCGCUCCCUGCCCAAGCUGGCCGAUGUCACCCUGCUGGUUGGUGACCAGGAGCUGCCCUGUCACCGCAGCCUUCUGGCUCUGAGUAGCCCCUAUUUCCACGCCAUGUUUGCCGGAGACUUUGCUGAGAGCUUUUCGGCCCGUGUGGAGCUGCGAGAUGUAGAGCCGGCUGCGGUGGGUCAGCUGGUGGACUUUGUGUACACUGGCCGCCUGACCAUCACUCAGACUAACGUGGAGGCGCUCACCCGCACUGCAUCGCGCCUCCACUUCCCCACUGUGCAGAAGGUCUGUGGCCGAUACCUCCAGCAGCAGGUAGAUGCCACCAACUGCUUGGGCAUCUGCGAGUUUGGGGAGCAGCAGGGACUGUUAGGCGUGGCUGCCAAAGCCUGGGCCUUCCUGCGGGAGAACUUUGAGGCAGUGGCCCAAGAGGAUGAGUUCUUGCAGCUGCCUAGAGACCGACUGGCCACCUGUCUGGCCAGUGACCUGCUGCAGGUGCAACCGGAGCAGAGUCGGCUCGAAGCCCUGCUGCGCUGGGUGCGCCAUGACCCCCAGGACCGGUCUGCCCACCUGCCCGAGCUCCUCAGCCUGGUGCACCUGGAUGCGGUGCCAAGGCCCUGUGUGCAACAGUUGCUGGCCACAGAGCCGCUGAUCCAGGAGUCAGAGGCAUGCCAGGAGGCCCUGUCCCAGGGCCACAGUGGGGAGCUUCCUGGCCUCCCACAGACGAUGCAGGAGGUGCUGGUGGUCGUGGGAGGGCGGGCGCUGGAGGAAGACGAGGAGGGUGGUGAAGAGCCCAGCCCCCACACUGGGAACUUUGCCUUCUACAACACCAAGGCCAGGCAGUGGAUGGCACUCCCGGACUUCCCCGAUUACCACAAGUGGGGCUUCUCUCUGGCAGCACUCAACAGUGAUGUCUAUGUCACAGGUGGCUCACGGGGCACCAAAACAGACACCUGGUCGACCACCCAAGCCUGGUGCUUCCCGCUGAAGGAAGCUGUCUGGAAGCCCGUGGCGCCCAUGCUGAAGGCCCGCACAAACCACGCCAGCACAGCACUGAAUGGAGAGAUCUACGCCAUCGGUGGCACUGCCCUGGAUGCCGUAGAGGUGGAGCGUUAUGACCCCUACACAGACAGCUGGAGUCCUGUCAGCCCGGCCCUCAAGUAUGUCAGCAACUUCUCGGCCGCUAGCUGCCAGGGCCGUCUCUACCUGGUGGGCUCCAGUGCCUGCAAGUACAACAUGCUGGCUCUUCAGUGCUACAGCCCUGUGACAGACGCAUGGAGUGUGAUCGCCUCACCCUUCCUGCCCAAGUACCUGUCCUCUCCACGCUGCGCUGCUCUGAACGGCGCCCUCUAUCUCAUUGGCGACAACACGAAGAAGGUCUAUGUGUAUGACCCGGGGGCCAACCUGUGGCAGAAGGUGCAGUCUCAGCACAGCCUACACGAGAACGGCGCACUGGUGUCUCUGGGUGACGCGCUGUACGUGACAGGUGGCCGCUGGCAGGGCAUGGAUGGCGACUACCACGUGGAGAUGGAGGCCUAUGACACUGUGAGGGAUGCCUGGGCCCGCCACGGCUCCCUACCCCGUCUCUGGCUCUACCAUGGGGCCUCUACCAUCUUUCUGGACGUCUCAAAGUGGACACAGCCCUUCAGCCCAAGUGCCGCUCAGGAACAGUAGGAAGGAAGGAGUUCCUGGGUCAGCUCCUCAUGGCCCUACAGAAUGGCUCCUUUCACGCUUGUCUUCUGUUACUGUGAGCUGCUGCCCACUCCAGGGCUUAGACUGGCCUCAAUAUCAGAUGUCACCGCUGAGGACGCAGCUCUAGUCUCUGGUGCUACCAAACUUUGUGACCAGUGGUAAAAGUGAGACCCUGGUACCCACGUGGUGGGGAAGAGAGAGCUCUGCUGUCCCUGUAGACCUCAGAGAAGGAAGCUGAGGGGUCCUGGACUGCACCCGCCAAGGAAACAGGCUCCGUGCUGUCAGCUCUUCUUGCUCUACCCAACCAUGGUUUUGGUGGAAGCAUCAAAAAUGAGGGGUUAAGUGGGGGUACCCAGAACACUGAGCCAGGACCUCAAGCUUGGGUGCCCACCACAGCUCUUUGACUAUAUCCACGGCUUCUCUCUCCCCUCUUUCCUCAGAUUCCACAUCCACCCCCCCCCCCUCCCCGUGGGAUGGCUGGAUGAGGGCCAGGCUCUCCGUCCUUAGCCUCUGCAUGUUGGUACUGUGUUUACAGAUCUGCUUCUGGGAGGAAGGUGGCCCCUGCCCCACCAUGGGGACCUCUGACACCAGGAAGGCAGCCCCUGAGGAGACACUAGGAAGGCAGGGGAUGUGGUGCAGGGCAGGAGAGUGAGGCAGUGGAGGAUCCCCUUGGAGAGUGGCUCUCAACCUUCCUUCCCUUUAAUACAGUUCCUCGUGUGUGGUGAACCCCAACCAUAGAAUUAUUUCAUGGCUACUUCAUAACUGUAAUUUUGCUAGUUUUGAAACAUAAUGUAAAUAUCUGAUACGUGACCCCUCACCCUGGUCUGCAGGGACUUCUGGGGAUGGCCCCUGGGUGUGUCAGAAGCUUGCUUCCAGUUGUCUGCUGGGAUAGGGUGGGGCUAAAACCUGAUGGGCUCUACUGUCUGUCGUGAUAUGAUUUGGAGUGAUUCAGACCUUAGUCUCUCUGAGGUUGUGUAUGGCUCAGUCU